GGUGCUUUAUUCACCCAGUGCCAAGGAAACCCUAAACUGCCCAGGCUCAACUAGCAUUAGCCUUUUAUUUUUUCCUCUCUUUUCACUCACACCUAUCGGACGUGUACAAGCACAGGACGAGAAUGGCAGCAUCAUCUGCACAGCGAAAAGAAGUGCCCUGCAAAAUGUUGGCUUUGCUGGUCAUCACCUCACUUUUUCAUGCAGGAGUCACAACAGGGCAAGAUGAAGUUGUUGCAAAAACGCUGUCACAUUUAGGGGAACAGCCACGAGGAGAUGCAAUUCAAAAGACCACAAAAGCUCCAGAGUCAGAAGGUUCACAAGUACAAAUUUUGGUUUUACCUACACUAGAACUGACUUCACAACCUAUGACAGAGACAACAGUGGAGGCAGUAAUGGAGAAAACUGAAGUCCCCUCAUCUACUCACGUCACUAAAACUGAAGCACCAGAGACCCCACUUCCCGCCAGGGGUGAUGGUCCCCAGAACAUCCCAAAGGAUGAUGUUGUCUGUGUCAGCAAAGAGGCGGUCCAGGACAAAAAUGCUGUCAGUCUAAAACUCAAGUCCUCCUCCAACUGUAAAGACACAAAGGCGAAAAUUCAAAGCGUUCUGCAGGAGCUGUGCGGUGAGGACUGUAAACUAGAGAUCUACCAGGAGGACAACUCAGAUGAAACCAUUGUGUCUGGAAAGUAUGUUGAAGAUGAUGUUACAGGCAUGGCUCACAAGUUCAACAAUGUCAACAUCAAAGACAAGACUGAUGUGGAAGAAGCGGUUCCACGUUGGGGGAGGAAGUCAAAGUUGGUCCUGGUUUCCUUGCUGCUGGCCGGCCUGUUGCUGGCUGCACUGUUGACAGCUGGUUAUUACCUCAAGACCCAUCGUAAGAACUCCAAAGGAGUCCGACUGGCUGAGUCUUUCCAGGUGGAUGAGGAGAACCAAGCUAACACCCUGGUGUCUGUGGCACCACUGCCCCAGGAGCCCGUCGACAAGCCCACGGUCAAUGGAGAGUCUCCACCAGAAAAUGGGAACAACCCUGCCCCCACCACCAACGGACACUCCCAGACCCAGACCCCGGUGGCUGACACAGAGAUGUGAAUGGUGACACUCCAUCCACCCGUUCCUGUAGCCAUCACCCACUGGAACGUAAAACAUACAAGCCCCACUGCUGCCUCAGAGACUGUCCACACACAACUCAGUGAUAAUAAAUGCAUUCACUUACACUCUUAGGACACCGAUGUCAACUAAAAUGAAGCCUACAACUACAAUGACAUAAUGACGAUGCCUGCAAUGUGAAAAACUUGGGAUCACCGUCCUUACAACAUACACAUGCACUGUGUUUAGGACCAAGACUCAGAUAACUAACUCGGAUUUGUUAGUUGCUGUGAAUUUAUUCUAGCAGUAAGAUCAACAAAGUAAUGCCAAAUGAGAGCUGCUGAUCCCAGACACAUACACAAAAUGCUCUGCUAUUUCAAUUAACAACUGUAGUGCAAGGCAUCAAUUAAAGCCAGGCAGCUGAAAGAAGAUUCAUUUCUUUACAGUGUUAAACUAAACAGAUGUGUGACUAUUUUUACAAUAUCAUUCAGGAAAUGUUUUUAGGUUUUUUAAAGAUUGUUAGAAGCUUUUAAGUGUAAGACCGUGGAAAAGAAGUAAAUUCAAUAGAUCCAUCAUGUUUGGAUUUACUAAAAUGUGCUAUUUUUAUAAAGACUAUGUUUUGUUAUAUUAAACUUUAAAAUGUCGGCAAACAGUUUUUAUUAUUACUCUUAAUAAGUCUCAUAGAAGCAAAAGACCAGCUUAAAUACAGUAAUAUUAGUUACACACAGUGUAAUUAAAUGGAUUGCACCAAACAUGACCUUUAGGCCUAAUGAAGAACUGAAUGAUGCUUAAAUGCUUUUCAUGAUAUGGGAAUUCCAGAAAUGUGUGAAAACAAUUUGCCUCAAUAUUUUAGAACUACUGACCUUGUGUAAUUAUCUGCAGCAGUAUAAAGCAUCUGUUUUUCUUACUGCUGGUAAUGUCCAAGAUGAGCUAACAUUAUGUUUUCCAUCUCUUACCACCAACUAUGGGAAUGCUGCACUGCAGUAUCCUUUUCAAUUCAGAGAGGAAUGGGAAAUGCCCAUCCCUCAUGUUUUUAAAUUCCUAUACUGGUAAGCAAAACUACUUCUGGGAUGUCUAGCUUCCAACCCAGCAUUCAACAGCUUCAGCCUUCUCAAGACUGACUUCCUUAGAGGUCAGAGAAAACGUUUUUUUUGUUUGUUUUGUUUUUAGAAAUACACAAUUGUGCUUCUCUUUGUAACAACUAGCUGCUUUCAUAUUCCACUGCAUGUGUAAAUAAGCCUGCUUUCUCUGUUAGUAGUAACCGUGUCUAACUCAUAAACUGUGAUUGCUGACAAUC
Molecule: messenger RNA, 2382 nt
Organism: Betta splendens (Siamese fighting fish)
Lineage: Eukaryota; Metazoa; Chordata; Actinopteri; Anabantiformes; Osphronemidae
Product: hematopoietic progenitor cell antigen CD34
Exons: 8
Coding region: 123-1088 (321 amino acids)
Biological process (GO): cell adhesion
Cellular component (GO): membrane
Source: RefSeq, a predicted model, not a curated record